UGCUUUACACUGUGCUUAAACACUUGAAUCUCACGUGAUACAACACUCACAAAAACGAUGCCCAUGCAAAACAUUCCACUACGUCGAAAAACACGCCCUUUCUAGCUCGCAGGAACUAAGAAAAUGGUUUUUUUUUAAAUUAAUAUUAUCAGCUUCCUCUAGGAAGACAAAAAAAAAAACUUUCCCUUCCCACAAAAGUGCUAACAGUGGUAACGACGCGACACGAAGUUUCUGCGAUACAGUGUUGAGUUGCUGUGAAACAAAACAAGCACCGAGCUUCUUUGAGAAAGUUUAACUACAAUGCAAACUUGUGCAAAGGUCAAAGACAAGAUCCGAAUGCAGCUGGGUGGGAAAAAGAACGAGGAGCCAGUGGACAGCAACGAGAGCCUCGCUGACAAGAGCCCUUUGGAGUGUGGAGAGAAUGAAGACCUUUUAAAUGACAAAGCUUCCCUGGUGAAUGAUGAGGACACCAACAGUCUUCUAGAUUGGUGGCAGAAUGAAAAAGGGUGGGAUGAGUGGGGUUCUGAUGAAGAAUUCACUGACGAAGAACAAGCCAGGGUCAUUGCCACUACAUCUUGCAAAGUGUACAAAGGCAUUCGGCUCUUCAUGAAGCUGUUCCUGGACCGCUUUGAAACAUUCCAGAAGUACAUCAGCGAGCUCUGCGCGAUCGCGGACGGAGUCGACCGCUUUCACAAGAAGGCGACGAUCGCCAGCAUCACCGGAGGAGCUGUGAGCGCGGCCGGGGGGGUGACUGUCAUCGCCGGCCUCAUCCUGGCUCCCUUCACAUUCGGGGCGUCCAUCAUAGUGAGCGCUGUGGGGCUGGGGGUCGCCACGGCCGGGGGAGUGACCAGCGCCUCCGCCAACAUUUCAGACACGGUCAGCAACUCCUCUGACCGGAAAAGAGUGGAGAAGAUCAUCGAAGGGUACCAGAGGGAGAUGAAAGACAUCUCGGAGUGUUUGGUGUUCGUGGAAAAGGGCAUGGAAAGCAUGCAGAGGUUCGAUCUGUCCAAGGUCAACGACAGCAUGUACAGCCAAGCUUUCCCGAAGAUCGGAGGGGCGCUGCAGAAAGGGACGAGGGUCGGGGGUCAAAUUAACGAGAUUGUCCAAGUGGUCCAGCUGGCCAGACUGGCCGGAGGGGCGGCCACUGCAGUCCGAGUGGUCAGUGUGGCGUCCGUGGUUCUGUCCGGGUUGUCCGUGGGUUUAGACAUGUUCUUCAUCGCGAAGGACUCGAUGGAAUUGCGGAAGGGAGCCAAGACCCAGUUUGCAGCUAAAAUCCGUGAGGUGGCUUCUGAACUGCAAGCAGGCUUGCUGGAGCUCAAUAAAAUAAGAGAAGAGCUUCAGCAGACAACCAACGGGCUCUCAGAGACGCAGGUUCCCACUGACUGAGCUGCUUGUACUCUAGUACGAUUAUCUAUUUUCUGAUUUUAUUUUUAUUAUUACCACCGCUGCACAUUCUACACUGUAUGAUUUACCGGGUUACUGAAUCGUAUUAUUUAAUAUGGCUGACAUUGUUUGGUUUCUGGGUAAUGGGAGUUUAAACAAUCUGAUAUGGCGUCUUCACAUUUGGUACACGGCUGUGUUCUAUGAUUCAGUUCCAGUAUGGGUAGUACUGAAAUUUGCGGCUGCAUUUCUUUGAACCCUCUCUGAACCCACUGGAGAUGCAAGGCUCUUAUGUGGCAUGUGAAAUACCUCGGAGACCAGUGACUUUUUCAUUUCCAUGUGAUAAUGAUCAAGCCAGUUUGGCUUCAAACUCCUCUCUUGGUCGAGUCUGAUCAUGGGUCAAACAAAAUGAAUCGUUUCAUUGCCUACUUCGUUCGAACUCCUGCACUUUAUUCACUAUAUAUAUUAUAUAAAAUUAGUCACAGAAUAUAGUUUUAUAUUUCCACAUGUAUAUAUACGCUGCCCUCGAACAAACACCACUCUCAAUAAUGAAACAUGUACGCUUUUAUCCCUACCCCAGCUCAAAUAAAUGCUGCACUUAAUAAAGAAACACAUACAAAACAGUAUGGCAAAACAUUACAAAUAGAAACACAAUUUAUUGUAUAGACUUGAAUAGAAAUGUAUUUAUACGAAUACAGUGACACACUGGAGCACAUCGGUACUGUAAAGUUUAUGGAACCAAAACAAACCUGUCUGGUUUUAUGCACGGUAUUUUGGGUACUAAGAGACACUGCAGAAUCCUGAUCCAGACAGGAAGUUCGGAGAGUGAGGGGUGGGCUGUUUGAGUGUUAAACAGACGUGUAGCUCUCGCUGUAGCAUUGCUGUUUAUCCACGGGAUCAACUCCUCUUCCUCACCGAAGUCCUGUCUGGAUCGGGAGACCGGGAGUGUUUAGUUGUCUUGCUGGUUGAAGAGAAAUAAACGCACAGUAUAUUCAAUAGCUCAGCCCUGCGACUCUUAGAAACUGCUGGAAGAAAAGAAAAGGGAAAAUAAACCGACCUCCUCGGUGCUGAAUCGACAUUUCUCUCUCGUUAUUAUUCCCCUCUCCACGCUACACUGAAAAGACCGUCAAGGCUCGUCCCUUGUUAGCACACCAUUCUCCCCUACUGUGGGGAACUAAUUUUAAUGUUCCCAGUGUUUUAGAUCCUACUUCUUCACAUGGUGGGCUAUUCCAUGCAUUUCUAACUCUCUGUGUAAAACAGUGCUUCCUAACUUCUGUUCUAAACUUAUUUUUACUCAGCUUUCAUUUAUGCCUGCUUGUUCUUCUCUCUGUGUUAAAUCUGAAGUAGUGUUGGACUGACCUCAGAAAAAAUGACCUCAGACACAAAAAUAGGAGGAGUGACAAACACUGUUGCAGCAGCAAAGGUCAUUCAAAAUGAUCUAGACAGCAUUCAGAACUGGGCAGACACAUGGCAAAUGACAUUUAAUAGAGAAAUAUGUAAGGUACUGUACGCGGGCAAUAAAAAUGUGAAUUAUAAAUACCAUAUGGGAGAUACUGAAAUUGAAGAAGGGAACUAUGAAAAAGACCUAGGAGUUUAUGUCUUCAUCUAGACAAUGUGGGGAAGCUAUAAAAAAAAGGCCAACAAGAUGCUCGGAGAUGAAUUGUGAUACCUAUGAAACUGCAAGUGGACCAUAUCUUUAACUUUAACUAUUGUUUUGUUGUGAUAUUUUUUGCAAAUGUAGAUGUGCCAUCACUAAACAGUUUAUUUUCUUAUGUCUUUUUAUAUGUUAGAAAUGUAUAAAGAAUGUAUAUUGAUUUA
Acipenser ruthenus (sterlet) is the source of this 3198-nucleotide messenger RNA. RefSeq names its product apolipoprotein L6-like. The record is from RefSeq and is a predicted model, not a curated record. Gene Ontology annotation, cellular component: membrane; extracellular region. Lineage: Eukaryota; Metazoa; Chordata; Actinopteri; Acipenseriformes; Acipenseridae. The transcript is spliced from 6 exons. Gene Ontology annotation, biological process: lipoprotein metabolic process; lipid transport. Bases 301 to 1386 code for a protein of 361 amino acids. Gene Ontology annotation, molecular function: lipid binding.